Messenger RNA from Scomber japonicus (chub mackerel), 1540 nucleotides. RefSeq names its product checkpoint kinase 1 (gene chek1). NCBI's taxonomy places the organism in Eukaryota, Metazoa, Chordata, Actinopteri, Scombriformes, Scombridae. The transcript has 14 exons. Gene Ontology annotation, molecular function: ATP binding; tau-protein kinase activity; protein serine/threonine kinase activity. The record is from RefSeq and is a predicted model, not a curated record. Gene Ontology annotation, biological process: DNA damage checkpoint signaling; protein phosphorylation; microtubule cytoskeleton organization. Gene Ontology annotation, cellular component: cytoplasm. The coding region runs from base 72 to 1457 and encodes 461 amino acids.
UCUUGCAGUCGCUUCGUCAAAUAUAUGUAGAAGUUGAACUAGUUUUUGCGGGCUGAGGAAGGCAGUGUAGCAUGGCGGUGCCUUUCGUGCAGGACUGGGACCUGGUACAGACUUUGGGAGAAGGAGCUUAUGGAGAAGUGAGGCUGCUGGUGAACAGACAGACGGAGGAGGCGGUAGCAGUGAAGGUGAUUGAUAGCUCGCAGGCUAAAGAAUGCGCUGACAAUGUCAAGAAGGAGAUCCUCAUCCAUAAGAUGCUCAACCACCGCAACAUUGUACGCUUUUUUGGCCAUCGGAAAGAAGGACAGACUGUGUACCUCUUCCUGGAGUACUGCACAGGAGGAGAGCUGUUCGACCGAAUCGAGCCUGAUGUGGGGAUGGCAGAGAAAGAUGCUCACAAAUUUUUCCAGCAGCUAAUCGGGGCUGUGGAGUACCUCCACAAUUCUGGCAUCACCCACAGAGACAUAAAGCCAGAGAACAUUUUGUUGGAUGACAAAGAUAACCUGAAGCUGACGGAUUUCGGCCUGGCGACUAUGUUUCGGUUCAAAGGGCAGGAGCGUCUUCUGAAUCGACUCUGUGGGACUCUUCCCUACGUGGCCCCGGAGCUUCUCAGCCAAACAGAGUACAAAGCUCAGCCUGCAGACAUCUGGGCUUGUGGGAUCGUCCUCACUGCCAUGUUGGCUGGAGAAUUGCCAUGGGACCAGCCCUCUGAAAGCUGUCAGGAGUAUUCUGAUUGGCUCCAGAAGAUAACGUAUUUACCUCCUUGGAAGAAAAUACAGCCAAUGCCUCUUAGUUUGUUGUCUAAAUUACUACUGGCCAGUCCAGACGCACGCAUCGACAUUGCAGCAAUACAGAAAGACCGCUGGUUCACUCAAGGCGUAAAGCAACCUCCGACCUCUCUGAGCUCAGCAGGGAACAAACAGCUCAAAUCUGAUGUAGGAGUCAUAUCCCGAGCCAACAGUGAUGACAGGAUGCAGUUCUCCAGCUCCCAGCCUGAUCUUGCAGCAGGCGGCUGGGAGGCCAUGUUGUUAAUAGGUCAAACUGACGGUCAAGUCAGCUUCUCCCAGCCGACCAAGCCUGAGCACAUGUUGCUGGGUAGUCAGCUACUGGCAACACCGGGAGCCAGUCAGACACCAUGGCAGAGAUUAGUGCGGAGAAUGACUCGUUUCUUCACCACUGUAAAUGCUGAUUCCUCCCUCACUGCCCUCAAAGAAGUCUGCGAGGGCCUGGCACUUGUCUUCAAACUCAGCUGCACCAAACAGGUGACGGUGAGCACACUUGACAAACGCAACAACAAACUCAUCUUCAAAGUCCAUUUGCUAGAGAUGAAUCAGAGAGUACUGCUGGACUUCAGACUGUCUAAGGGUGACGGUCUGGAGUUUAAACGUCUCUUCGUGAAGAUAAAGCAGAAGCUCGGUGACAUCAUCAGCACCCAGAAGAUUUUACUCCCCAUCACAUGAACUGCCACAUCUUCUCAGCCUCUGGUGUCUACGAACGAUCAUGAGCUGAAAAACUGUAUAUAUUUAGCUGUUACUUUUAAAUU